UUGGCAUUUGCAGCUGAAUAGCCCUAAUAAAAUACUUCCUUUCAUUUCCCAAGUCCUUCCCAUCUGGCGCGACUUCAGUCUUCAAUUCCAGUCGAUCAGAGGAAGAACUAGAGACACCGGAUUUGAUGGCUCCGAAACCUGUUACGAGUCCCGUCUCCGAAGCGUGGUACCCAACCCUUGCGGUCUCCAUGAUCGCCGUUGGACUCAUUAUUACCGCUUCGUUUUUCAUCUAUGAAGCUACGGUUUCUAGGAAAAACCGUUGUCUGGCCAAGGAACUUACUAGGGGAGCAGUUGCCAGUGUUUUCUUGGGUUUUGGCUCCUUGUUCUUGCUGCUUGCUUCUGGUGUUUAUGUCUAACUUUCAGAAGCAUAUGUUGAGAAUUAUGUUUAUUUAGGGAGUCAGUUUUACAAUUAUGUUGCUGGGCUAGGACUACUUCCGUAAAAACAGUGGUAUUUUUUCCAAUGAGGAAUGAGUACAAUCGAAUUUUCCUUUUUUUUUUUUUUUUAAUAGAGCAUAACGUGCAUUAUGAUUGAAGGAAUUUUGUAGACUUGAAAAUGGCAGUGGUGAAGAAAUCAGCUUUCGAUAGAACCAUUGCUUUCUUCAAUAAUGUGGAAGUUGAUUGAAAUCUUAUAUGAAGGGAGCAUACCAAUCCUUGUUAACUGGUAAAUUGAUUGAAUUCGUUUACUGGUUAGACUUCAGGAUUUGCAAA
Molecule: messenger RNA, 708 nt
Organism: Momordica charantia (bitter melon)
Lineage: Eukaryota; Viridiplantae; Streptophyta; Magnoliopsida; Cucurbitales; Cucurbitaceae
Cellular component (GO): oligosaccharyltransferase complex
Source: RefSeq, a predicted model, not a curated record